CUAUACCAUUCCUCUCCAUUCGGCAGCGACGGAACAGAAGGGAAAUACACAUUUGUAGCCUGUACUGUGAUGAAACCAAUAUUGGGAGAUGGUCGCGAUGGCAAAAUAGCCCAACAAGUCAGUCAAGUGAAUAGAGGUGAUGUGGCAGCUGCAACCAGGUAGACUCAAGAGGCUUGGCAUUUUGUUCUCCAUUCUAUGAUAGAUGGAAGCUAUAAUCUCACACCCCAACCUCAAUGCCCAAUGGAAUUUUACAAUAUUGUACAAUGGGAUAUAGAGGAUUGUUGGCUUCUCAUAGCCAGAUCAAACCUGGGAUUUUUUUCCCCCACAGAUAAACCGAAGAUAAGAGUUUCUGCCUGCUUCACGGUCCAUUAUUACUUUUGGUACGCGCUCGGCCAGUCUCAAACUCGUACCGUGAGUAAUAAUGCACUGUGGCUGUCACUGCCAACGAGAGACGGACAGCACCACAGUUCUCCAUAAUCCUAUGCUUCUCAUCGUUGUAUAGCCAGUUGUGAAGCAGGAAAUGUGAUGAAAACUCAGCCCUUAUGUCAGAAUGACAGCAUUUUAAUACAAUAAUUUAGGAUACUUUCAUAUCCAGGGAAGAAAUUGACUAGCCAGUUUACUUAAAUGUUAUUGUUGAAUUAUUUACUUUAAAUAUGUUGUUGAAUGUAACACUGACAUUUGAAAAUUAUAACUUUAAAUGGUAAAUCUUAUUUAUACUUGCAAAAGAAAUUCCCUGUGCCUUGUGACUGUUAUAUUUAUGUUGACUGCAUAUGUCUAGUUUCAGUACAUUGAAACAGUCAUAUUAGGCUAUAGCCUAUUAUUAUGUCUUAAUUCUUUGUAGGAUUUUUUUUUCUUUCUCAAAUAUCAAAAAAAUGGGCCUACAAUUGAAUAAUGUUCAGAAACAUUAUAGCCAACUCUCCUAGUUGGACAUGUUUUGAAAUAGACAAUUACAUUGCAGUGCCUGUUUAAUAAAUUUUCAUUAUAAUUGACAACUCAAUUCUACACCUAAAGGCGAAAUUGAAUACACAAUCAGUCUCUGAACAAAGCGACCCUGAUGCACCCAUUGACAUGUUUUUUAAUAGAGAGGCUAGGCUAUGUCAUAAACCCUCAAAGUUCCAGAAUGAGUUGAAAAUGGCAGCUAUUGUGGUUAGGGAGAAAUCAAAAUGGAAUGAAUGGAAGUAGAGGCAGAGGUGAUGCAUUACCUGAAAAUAAAAGUAAGGCAUGGGAUAUAUCUCAAAUUGUGUAAUAGAAUUAUUGUCAACCUACAAUAUUGUUAUAUAAUUAUAAAUACAGUUUAUAUGGGCUUUAUACAAAUGUUCUGUAUGUAAACAGACCAUAAAUGUCUAAAUGUUGUAUUUUUGUGGAAAGCUGUGAGUGCUAUUAUAUGAUACAAUAUCAUUACUUGUUGCAUUUACAAUUUGUCCUUUAAUCAAAUUAUUAAGCCACUGUAUGGCUGUGGAUUGGCUGCAUUUAUUUUUAUGGAAUGUUGUCAUAUUGGUAGUUAAUUGGAAACAUUUACAGAAUCAUUCUGCUAAAACUGGCUAGCUGGCUAACAUAGAGUUGUCACGACUUCAACAGAAGGUGGCUCCCCUUCCUGUUCGGGCGGCGCUCGGCGGUCGUCGUCACCGGUCUACUAGCUGCCACCGAUUCCCUUUUCCUUUUCUGUUGGUUAUGUCUUAUUGGUUUCACCUGUUUCUCGUUUGGGGUUUGGUUUAGGGCUAUUUAAGCCUGUUAUGCCCGCCUGCUUUUGUACGGGCUUGUUUCUCUGUUCUGUUUAGUGGAUGGUAUUGUUUGUAUUUUUCCGGACUGUUUGUGUCCUGUUUUGGGCCGGUCAUUUAUUCGCCUGUUGUUUUGGCAUGACCUUUUCUCACCGGAAUAAAUACGGUUUUCCUUAAACCUCUGCUCUCUGCGCCUGACUCCGCACCCACCACUCCUAGUUACGUAACAACAGUUCUGAUAAUUCUUCAAAUAUAUUGUUUUACACAAUAUCUUGUCACAACACUGGCAAACCAUGGCUGACCAACUCCCUGAUUUUUAUACCAUAAGGUUCAUGAUCAUUCUAGUAUUCUAAUUCCUACCUCUAUAGCCCGUAAAAUAGGAUCUCUAUGAUUCCAACCCUCCGACGUCACCUCGUUACAGUUGUGUUGGUAGCAACUCAUUUAAACAGUAGCCUACUCCUUGUUGUCGUGCGCAUCGGGGCCCGAAUCCUUCGUCUCAUAAUCAUGGAUUCUGAAAACUAUGUGGGAACUCAUCCAUCAGACGGCAAUGAAGCUAUGAAAACCAGUGACGUUUACAAAGUGGACAAAAAUCUUCCUAAGCGUUUUAAUAACCCCGAUUGCUUUCAAGGCUACAGUACGAAGAAAAACCACCCAUUCUACCAGACAUCAAGCCAAAUCUAUGGAAGCAAGAGACCAACCGUUCAUGAAAUGCCUACAACUUUUAAUGGCAGUUAUCGGAAGUUUUCAGAACACAUGCUGAAAAGUGGGAUGUUCAGAGAUAACGGUUUCAACACGUCCAUUGAGAAGAGCAAAAUCACAGGACACGACACCAUCCCCAUGUUUCAAGACCGGAUCAACUUUAAUUAUGCAUACGACAGUGGGAAUGGUCCAAAGAAUUGAAAACAUUACUCCACCUACCUUAAUUAAUUUUCAUUGCUACAUUUGUAUGCCAUUCAUUCUAUUUGCCUUUUAUAAGGAUCGUGAUUGGUUCAAUAAAAACCUUACCCCAACAUCA
Salvelinus fontinalis (brook trout) is the source of this 2733-nucleotide messenger RNA. Its product is annotated as piercer of microtubule wall 1 protein. The transcript is spliced from 4 exons. The coding region runs from base 2106 to 2618 and encodes 170 amino acids. The record is from RefSeq and is a predicted model, not a curated record. Lineage: Eukaryota; Metazoa; Chordata; Actinopteri; Salmoniformes; Salmonidae. Gene Ontology annotation, cellular component: axonemal microtubule. Gene Ontology annotation, biological process: axoneme assembly.